Molecule: messenger RNA, 1443 nt
Organism: Penicillium soppii
Lineage: Eukaryota; Fungi; Ascomycota; Eurotiomycetes; Eurotiales; Aspergillaceae
Exons: 1
Coding region: 1-1443 (480 amino acids)
Source: RefSeq, a predicted model, not a curated record
AUGGAACGCAAGCCAUCAGCAAAAGCAAACAAGAUGCGCAACCGUUUGACUUUCACUCGAAGCGCCUCGCCGCGAGACCGAGCGGCAACAUUGGUAUCACCGACCGCAAGCAGUCCACCCAGAAGUCGACCUCGAUCAGCGUCAAAUCCCGAGUCUCCUACCCACGACGAGCCAAUGUGGGACAACCACGGCAUCAAUUCUAGUCGAGGGUACACCUUCACUGACGAAAUUGGUUACUUUCGCCCCGCAUCACCAUACAUCGACCGUCAAGAGAUACACGAAGAUAUCGAGGCGGAUAUCAAGCAUGCAUGCGCCCUACUUUCCCACAGCAUCGACCGUGGUGUCCCGGCCGGACUGUCGUAUCAAAGUGCUGUGCCCGACUGGACAGGUGCACAAAAGCCCGCUGGUCAACCUAGUGCCGAUGUUCCUUCGUCGCUGGAACAGCAUGUCAUCAUCUUUCCGGCGCCCAAGCCAAUUAAUAUUCAGACAGAGAGCACCAAGAAGCAUGACUCGGGUGUGGGUAUGAGUUUUAGCUCUCCUCACCAACCGGGCAGAGGCAACAGUGUAUCGGGCACAGUGUCCUCCGCACGAUUCUAUAACAAGCAGUCCUCUGCAUCGCCACCAGGCAGCCCCUCACAAGAUAGACUCCGAUUUCAAAGCCAAAGCCGAAGAGAAAGCAUCCAGCCAGAUGAGCCCGGGGAGCUAUCAUUCUGUUCGAGCCCAGUUCCAUUCCCAUACAGUCCCCCUCAGAUGAACGGCGAGUGGCCGUCCAGCGAAAUAACACUUGAAAGCCCCGUCAGCCCACUCAAUGAAACCGAUAAACAGCUGGGAGCCACUGCGUCCCAGCCCCAGUUCAUGGCUCCGAACCCAACAAACGGGAAAGCCAUCGACACUUCAUCACCAUCCAUAUCUCCCACAGAAGAGCCAUGUCUCGGCGAAGAGGGCAUGAACUGGCUCCGUGCUAGCAGAAACAUCCAACAUCUGGCCGACGAAGAAAACGCCAAAAACGCCGAAGCCAAAGCCGCGAAGACCACCGGUCGCUUUUACAGCGGCAACAACCACACCACCGGGGCAUUUAAUUCUCGCGAGUGGCUGACGAAAAAUUUCUGGGAGGAUCGGGACCCGAGUGUUUACGGCGAACCGUCACUGUCAUCGUCCCAUGGAAUGAGAUUCAGAUCUGGAACUGGAACCCCCCGUAUGGGAAGUGUUUCGACAACUGAAGACGACUUGCACCCUGGGUAUCCGUAUGGGACGUGGGCUAUUGACCGCGGGAUGUCUUUUUCUUCCUCCUGUUUGGGAGAUGAGUUUAAACACCAGGAGACUCUUUACUCGGUUGUUACGCCUAAUUGCCCGCCACCAAGGAACCGACGGAAUAAGGCCUCGCUGUUGUUGAGGAAAUUGGCUGGAUUGAGAUUGAGAAGGAAAGACGGGAGGGAAGCUUGA